Cryphonectria parasitica EP155 is the source of this 957-nucleotide messenger RNA. RefSeq names its product MED6-domain-containing protein. Gene Ontology annotation, biological process: regulation of transcription by RNA polymerase II. The transcript has 2 exons. The record is from RefSeq and is a predicted model, not a curated record. NCBI's taxonomy places the organism in Eukaryota, Fungi, Ascomycota, Sordariomycetes, Diaporthales, Cryphonectriaceae. Gene Ontology annotation, cellular component: mediator complex; core mediator complex. Gene Ontology annotation, molecular function: transcription coactivator activity. Bases 1 to 957 code for a protein of 318 amino acids.
AUGGAGAACGACGACGAGACAUCAUGGUUCAACCCUCACUUCAUCAUGCAGCACGGGCCGCUGCACAAUGAUACGAUCCUCAUCUACUUUGCCGACUCGCCCUGGUGUGAGCGCACGUCCAACAACAAGACCAUUAUGAACCAGGCGCUGUACAACCCCGCGAUGGCCGCGGUUGUCACCUCUCGCGCGCAGUUUGAGGCCCGCCUGAGAAGUAUGUCCGGGCUGGAGUACAUGGUGUCCGAAGCACCGGCAGAGACACUUCCGGACACGGGGACUGGUGUAUGGGUGAUUCGCAAGCAGACAAGGAAGAAGCGAGGCGCCAAUCUGGAAGAUGAGGUGACGGUUCAUGCGUCGUACUACGUGGUGGGCGCGAACAUCUAUCCUGCGCCGUCUCUGAUGGACAUAAUGAGCUCGAAGCUGGCCACCAUCUCACAUGCGAUUGGGAAUGUCUUCGAGGCUGCAAACCGCAUACAGACGUGGACCCCCGCGCAGGGUCACUCCUUUGCGAAUCCGGCACUACCUCGCGCCGGGACAGCCGAGCCGAAAGAGGCGACACCUAUGCCAAAUGGAUCUGGGGCGAGGGCAGGCCAGUCCGCCGCAGCUUCAAAGGUCUCUACAAAGACGGAGCUCGACGCAAGACUGGCCGAAGACUCUUUCAAUAUCCACAUGGCUUGCGGAGGCUAUUACAUGGACGAGAUACCCAUCACUGGAAAGCCGGGAGACUUCCAUUUUGCAAAUACAGGACGCAAGGACAAAUUAGCUGUUCCUCAGACGCAGGCUCCAGCCAUGACACCGCCAGUGCUCGCGCCCCUGAACACGGCUCAGGCGGCAGAGGCUGCUGCAUCCUCGAAGGACAUCAAAAAAACCAAGAGCCCAAAGCCUGGGUCUGCUAUAGGAUCGAAGAACAGACGGAAGAGCAAAGCCGGUACCGCAAUAGGGACGCCCACACCAUCUUGA